Colossoma macropomum (tambaqui) is the source of this 2070-nucleotide messenger RNA. It is a transcript of the gene asf1bb, whose product is annotated as anti-silencing function 1Bb histone chaperone. Lineage: Eukaryota; Metazoa; Chordata; Actinopteri; Characiformes; Serrasalmidae. Gene Ontology annotation, biological process: DNA replication-dependent chromatin assembly. Gene Ontology annotation, molecular function: histone binding. The record is from RefSeq and is a predicted model, not a curated record. The coding region runs from base 510 to 1103 and encodes 197 amino acids. Gene Ontology annotation, cellular component: nucleus. The transcript is spliced from 4 exons.
UUCCCGGCGCUCAUGUGCUGGAGCUCACUAACGAGGGAAAACGAGAAGAGGAGAACAAGACACCACCGGAGAGGAGCUUCGCUGCUGUCUUCUCGCCAUUCGGACUUCGUGUGAGAGACUAAAGCCGGGACUUUUAAGAGAUAAAGAUCUGCGGCGCUUCGGUCGAGACGAGGAGCGACGACGCGGCGGGGUCAAGAGGGUCGAGAUGCCUCCUCAAUGAAAACGGACGGAGUGGUGAUGGUUGAGUUUGAGUAGGUCCUGGAAAAAAAAACAUGUGAGCUGGACUGACCUCUUUGUCCGCGCCAGGUUUGCCUUCUCUGGAGCAUCUCUGCUGUCUUCGUGUUUUGGAGGCCCUUUCUGCCCCUCACUGGUCUGACUUUGCCUCGUUCCACCAUCAUAUCAUAUCAUAUCCUUCACCCAGAGGAGCCUGUGAGCUUUAAGCCACCACCACCAACAACAAGGCCGCUCUGCUUCACUGUGUUCGUGUUUUCCAGCUAAGUUUCUGUGUCAUGGCCAAAGUCCAGGUGCUGAACGUGGCCGUGCUGGACAACCCCAGUCCUUUCGGGAACCCUUUCCAGUUUGAAAUCACGUUUGAAUGCAUGGAGGACUUGCCUGAAGAUUUGGAGUGGAAGAUCAUCUAUGUGGGCUCGGCAGAGAGCGAGGAGUACGAUCAGACCCUGGAUUCCGUGCUGGUGGGACCCGUUCCUGCAGGCAGACACAUGUUUGUGUUUCAGGCCGACGCUCCGAACACCGGGCUGAUUCCUGAGAGUGACGCGGUGGGCGUGACUGUAGUGCUGAUCACCUGCACCUAUCGAGGACAGGAAUUCAUCCGCAUCGGUUACUAUGUCAAUAAUGAGUACACGGACCCCGAGCUGCGGGAGAAUCCACCUAUCAAACCUGACUACUCACAGUUGCAGAGGAACAUCCUGGCGUCGAACCCGCGCGUCACGCGCUUCCACAUUAACUGGGAGAUGAGCACGGACAAAAUGGAGGACUCCGAGAACGUAGACCCCGCCCCCAACACCAUGCUCCCGCCCACCUGCCUGCCGGGAAAAGCCCCGCCCCUGGGGCUCAUGCCGGACAAUUCCAUGGACUGCCUGUAGAGAAUUUCCACACAAACGUAGGCUGAAAAAUCCGUCAGCAGCACUUCGCUGAGAAUACUGUCCUCAGCUGACCUUACCUCUGACCUCUCAUGCUGCGAAAACUUAAAUCAGCUGACAUCUAAAAAAUGGUUUGCCAAAAGAUCACAUUGGACAGUUUACCCCAAAAGUAGUCCAUCAGCCAAGUUUUGGUUCUUUUGUUCUGCACUAGAGCUACGAGUCUAUUAUUGCUAACAAACACUAGAAGUCAGUAGUCACCCAAAUCUUUCUGUAAAUACAUCCCCAAAACUUCUCUCAGCCCCCACGAACCACAACCAGGUCUCUGUUACGGUCACACAGACUUUUCAGUGUGUUUUACGGCAGGUUGAGAGGUUUGGAGAUGGAAGGUGGAAGAUAAGCUUGCCUUGAUACUCAGGUUUGGUGCUUUUUGGGUGACUAUUGAUUUCUAGUGUUUGUUAGUUUGUAACAGUAGUGAAAUUUGGACGCGUCUUGGCUGAUUGACUACAUCUAGGGUGAGUGGGAAAUUGUGUUAAGUUAAAACAACAUAUUUCCUUUAAAUUUAGUCAAUAUAGCUACUAAUUCUCAUUGUUAGGUUGAUGUAAGAAUAUGAUCAUGUUUAACCUAUUUCUAGAUUUUUAAGUUAUUUCACUUGAAUUCCAUGGGCAGAUGUUGCUUGUUUCUAGGAACUAUAGAUGCACAAUUAUCUACCAAUGGAAAGAGAGAAUUUCACUUAACGGAAUCAAGUAUUAAUAUUUAGAAAUAGGUUAUAAUGAACUGAAAUAUGAAAUAUCACAUAUCGCUGCUGUUGGAACAAAAAAAAGACCUCAUAUCUCCAAAAUGGGAGAAAUGGGAGAAUGAAAAAACUGCUUUAUUUUUAAUGUAAGUCAAUGGAAACAGAUGUUUUUCCAAGUCAUUUUAGGUCAAUUCUUUUAGUCCAUUCAUCAUGAAAUUUACACACAAUGUAAAGAGC